This is a messenger RNA of Thamnophis sirtalis, 993 nucleotides long. Its product is annotated as olfactory receptor 5V1-like. Gene Ontology annotation, cellular component: membrane. The record is from RefSeq and is a predicted model, not a curated record. Gene Ontology annotation, biological process: G protein-coupled receptor signaling pathway. NCBI's taxonomy places the organism in Eukaryota, Metazoa, Chordata, Lepidosauria, Squamata, Natricidae. Gene Ontology annotation, molecular function: olfactory receptor activity.
AUGGCUUUGGUGCAACAGAAGUACUUCUUACAAGAUCCUGUGUUUUCUGAACACUCUGAAUUGGAAAAUCACACUAUAAGGACAGAGUUUAUCUUGUUGGGGCUGUCUAAUGAUCCACACAUAGAGUUAUUUUUUCUUUUCUUGUUCUUCCUCAUUUUUUUACUCACUAUCUUUGGAAAUAUUAUAAUUAUACUAGUGAUCAAGUCUGAAUUUUGCCUUCAGACCCCCAUGUUCUUCUUUCUCAGCCAUUUAGCUUUUGUUGACAUCUGCUAUUCCUCAGUCACUGUUCCCAAGAUGCUAGCAAAUUUUAUUACAAAACAGAAAACCAUUUCUUGGGAAGGAUGCAUUGCACAGAUUGCCUUCUUUUUCCAAAUUGCUUGCACUGAAGUCUUCAUCCUCUCAGCAAUGGGUUAUGACAGAUAUGUAGCUAUAUGUGACCCCUUGCAUUAUAGCAGAUACUUGACAAAAGAAAUAUGUAAUAAAAUGCUUAGUGGAGCUUGGCUGAUGGGUUUCUUUUAUUCUAUAGUGAAUGUAGUACCUUUGCAAAACCUUCAUUUUUGUGGCAACAAUAUAAUCAGACACUAUACUUGUGAACUUCCUUCCCUCUUGGCUUUAUCUUGUGCCAACACCUUCAUGAAUUAUAUUGUUCUUCUAUUAUCUGUAAUGGUUUUUGGUGUUAGUCCAUUUCUUAUAACCCUGGUCUCUUAUAUUUACAUUGUUUUAACUAUUCUGAAAAUUAAAUCAGCAGAAGGCAGGAAGAAAGCUUUUUCCACUUGCAGCUCCCAUCUCAUUGUUGUGGGCUUAUUUUAUAUUACAGCUUUUGUUCGCUAUAUGAAGCCAAGUUCAGAAUCACUUGUAGAACUGGACAAAGUGAUCUCUAUUCAGUAUAGAAUUUUAACUCCAAUGUUAAACCCAGUGAUAUAUAGUCUGAAAAACAAAGAGAUCAGAUCUGGUACAGAGAAAUUAUUUAGAAAGUGUAGGUCCAUUCCUUAA